Emiliania huxleyi CCMP1516 is the source of this 462-nucleotide messenger RNA. RefSeq lists its product as hypothetical. The coding region runs from base 1 to 462 and encodes 153 amino acids. NCBI's taxonomy places the organism in Eukaryota, Haptophyta, Isochrysidales, Noelaerhabdaceae. The transcript has 2 exons. The record is from RefSeq and is a predicted model, not a curated record.
AUGCGGCCGUCUCGUGGGGCUAAGCCCAAGAUCACACGCCCGCGCGUUUAUGCGCGGCUGCGGCCGAUGCAUGGGCGCGAUGCUGGCAAGCCGGAGCUGUUCCAGAUCGAUGAGACGUCGCUCUCGUAUGUGAAGGAAGAGGGUGGUGAUCCGUGCCGCUACGUUUUUGACCAGGUAUUCGGAAUGGACGCGCAGCAAGAGCAGGUGUACGAGGCCAUUGGCGCCACUGCAAUCGAGCAGAUGCGGCAGGGCUUCAACUCGACACCGUCUCGGCAUUAUGGAAUGACAGCAAGGCGAGUCAUGUGGAAGCGAGGCAGCAGGGAGGACAGGAGGGGAGAGGCGGCAGGGAGAGCGUCAAGGGCGGCAGUGGGAGCCUUCUUCGGGUUGAGGUUCUCCUCGGGAAUUUCGCUCUUGGAAACUCCUGCCAUCCAGUCCUACGACAUAGCAACGUGCAAUGCGUGA